Aspergillus glaucus CBS 516.65 is the source of this 2588-nucleotide messenger RNA. It is a transcript of the gene fbx15, whose product is annotated as F-box domain protein. Lineage: Eukaryota; Fungi; Ascomycota; Eurotiomycetes; Eurotiales; Aspergillaceae. The record is from RefSeq and is a predicted model, not a curated record. The transcript has 2 exons. The coding region runs from base 432 to 2444 and encodes 670 amino acids. Gene Ontology annotation, molecular function: protein binding.
GUGGACCUGAAGACCACUGCACUGGCCACCGAUACUGGGGCAGCCGGACCCAAAGAGCCGCAAUUCGGUGAAACUGAAAUUAUUUGCCUCAAUUGACCCAGGAAAAGGAUUCUCUUGGCCAGCGGCAAAAAGCGACUGAGCCGCGUGGGAAGAGAUUACCAGUGGGCUGUGAAAUGCAACAUGCGAAUGCCGUGGCUGCUGCUGUAGAACCUGACCCAACGCCAAUCAUGGGGGGGUUCAUAACCUUCUUUGAGCCUCAAUCGGCUGCUCUCUUUUGCUUUCCUAUUCCUUUAACCCUGAUAUAAUACCAGGCACUAUGACCAUCGCCAUGGCUGUGCUUCUUAAGCCAUCUGCUUUCCGGUCUCGUGCUUAUUUACCCAUUGCUCCCUUCGCCCAUUACCCAUCCCUCGUAUAGCGUGGAAUACACUAGGAUGACCGAUCUCACAAGGAGUCUGGACUCCAUUCCUUAUGAUGUUUUUUAUCAAAUCGCUUCCAAUCUGGAUUGCUAUGAUUUUAUCAGUCUCAGUCGCGCCAACCGGUCUCUGAAUCGUGUUAUGAGCAGUGGGCCUAUCGCCCGAAAGACCAUCGAGAACAAUCUCCUCCAUACCAAAGAAGGCCAAGAUGCAAGCCGGUCAAAAUCCGGCUAUCGCAAAGCCGUUGGUCGCCUGUUCGAUAUCAAAGAGUCCUUCGCCACUGCUCAGCCAUACUCAGCCUCCGUCAUCGCCUACGGCACCACUUUCCUCUACGACUCUGGUUCGUUGUGCUACGUCCACGAUGACGAUAUCCGCGUCCUAAACGUACAUGGCGCAGCCCAAAAAGAGCAGGUGAUGAACAUUUCCAACGUCGUCGCCCGCCUGCUGCCCCAUUAUGCACCAGGCACCAGCCCCAUCCGGCUGUCUUUGCUGCACUACAGCGACGGUAUUCUGGCGUUUCUGGUCGAGCUGGCUGAGGGUCCGGAGGCGUGGCUUUUUGCCAUCGAUCUGCGACGGCGACCGGCGAAUGCGCGCAAUGGUCGCUUGCGGCUGCGGACUCAGCUGUCGUCCACGCGGCGAUUGUUUGUUCGUCAUAAUGGCUCUUAUCUCUACUACGGUACUCACUCGUCCUUAGGAUACGAUGGAUAUCCGUUAUGGGCGAUUCACUGCGUCGAUCUGAGGACGGGUCGUCAUAUGUCGGAGAAGCCUGUGGAGUUGGCGCAUUUUGCAGGGAAUGAAAUCGGGCAGACGGUGUGUUUUGGUUUGCACCAGGACCAUUUGUAUGCCGUUUCGACACAGGUUGAUUGCGAAGAGGAAGAGGUUGACUGGACGUCGUUUUAUAUUUGGGUCUGUCUUGCUCCGGAGCCAAAUACGCGACGACGGGUUACUCCGAAUCGUACCUGGCGUCGUCAGCAUCGCGAGGGUCCUAUUAACGAUACAUGGACGGACCUCUCGCUGCGACAUGACGAGGCUACCAAACGCCUCAUGAUCCUCGAGUGUCGUCGCGAGUGGCGCAACGGAGGCAGCGAAAACUGUCGCACCUAUUACAUGCAAGCCCUCCCAUCGCCAAACGAAGUCAACACCGGAAAGCAACGCACUGUCCCGACAGACGCACGAGUCCCCUAUCACGAACCUCUUAUAAAAGUCCAUGACCCAUCAAGCAAACCAAACCCCGAACCACCCAAGAAACGCCUCCGUCGACACUACCACCCAGAAUACCAACUACGAGGCACCGGCACCGGCACCGGCACCGAUGACUCCUCCACCCAACGACGAGACUUCAUCCUCGCCAAAACCAAAUACCACGCCUACAACCUCUCCGCCUCAUCCUUCGUCGACCUCGUCAACGAUCCCUCCCCAGACCCCACCAACGGCAGCCCAAGCCUAAUCCCCCAUGAUCGCCUUCGUUUACGAACAGUCUCCCGAAAACGCAAAUGCCCCAUUGACGAAACAGGCGAAGAAGGACCCCGCGGCCUGCUCUACCGCCCGGACCUCAACGACACAAACGGCCAACCAAUAGACCACAGCGAAGAACGCUUCCUCUCGCGCGGCGUCCACAUGUGGCCUCCAGACAACGCGCCCAUAGAACUAAACAACCUCCUCUGUCCAAGUGAACGAGCAGGCCGCGUCCAAGCUAUGGCUGACGAACGAUCAAUCGUGUACUCAGUUAACCACGACGGUCUGGCAGAUGGCAAACAAGCGCUGAUCCUCAUCAACUUCGAUCCAUCGAUCAAAUUCUCCGGCCUCACAAAAUUGCACCAGUACAACCACCACUUGGACGAGAAUUUUUCCUCGGCUCAAGAUCCAGCUGGUGUGGCAGUUGGUGUUGAGCAGCCGCAGUUCGGGGGUCCGUCGAGGGAACGGCACAGUAUGUCGGUUGUUCGGACUAUGGGGACGAAUGUGGGGUUGCCGUCUGUAAGGGAGGAAGUUGCGAUGUAUUUGAGGAUUAAUCGGGGGUAUUGGUUGAGAUAAGUUAGGCUGAUAGUCAUAAUAAUCUUCAUUAUUCAUCCCGGUGGUUUAAAUCUACAAUGCGUUCUGCAAACUAACAAUGGAUGUCUACUAGACGGAUUAAUUCCAUCUCAUGCUUGGAUAUAUACAAACCAUGCACCCGCAAGA